UUUAGCCUCCCUCCCACCGCCUCUGUCUCCCUCUCUCCACGAACUGCCCAGGAGUGAGCAGCUGUUCCCGGUUGGUCAAGACUGACAGACAGACACACCGACAGCCUGAUAUCCUAGACCACCAACUAAUCAGCCUGCACCUGGCUGCUUCCCCUCCCCAGGCAUAUCCACCAUGCGGCCCCUGUGGCUCCUUGCCUUGCUGCUGGCCCUGAGCCAGGCACUGCCCUUUGAGCAGAAGGGCUUCUGGGACUUCACUUUGGAUGAUGGUCUGCUCAUGAUGAACGAUGAGGAGGCUUCAGGCGCAGACACCACCUCAGGUGUCCCUGACAUGGACUCUGUCACUCCCACCUUCAGUGCCAUGUGUCCUUUUGGCUGCCACUGCCACCUGCGGGUUGUUCAGUGCUCUGACCUGGGUCUGAAGACUGUGCCUAAGGAGAUCUCACCUGACACCACACUGCUGGACCUGCAGAACAAUGACAUCACUGAGCUCCGCAAGGAUGACUUCAAAGGCCUCCAGCACCUCUACGCCCUGGUCUUGGUGAACAACAAGAUCUCCAAGAUCCAUGAGAAGGCCUUUAGCCCUCUACGGAAGCUUCAGAAACUCUACAUCUCCAAGAACCACCUGGUAGAGAUCCCUCCUAACCUGCCCAGCUCCUUGGUGGAGCUCCGCAUCCAUGACAACCGCAUCCGCAAAGUGCCCAAGGGUGUGUUCAGUGGGCUUCGGAACAUGAACUGCAUCGAGAUGGGUGGGAACCCCCUGGAGAACAGUGGCUUUGAACCAGGAGCCUUUGAUGGCUUAAAGCUCAACUACCUGCGCAUCUCAGAGGCCAAGCUCACUGGCAUCCCCAAAGAUCUCCCUGAAACCCUGAAUGAACUCCAUCUAGACCACAACAAAAUCCAGGCUAUCGAGUUGGAGGAUCUGCUUCGCUACUCUAAGCUGUACAGACUGGGCCUGGGCCAUAACCAGAUCCGGAUGAUUGAGAAUGGGAGCCUGAGUUUCCUACCUACCCUGCGGGAACUACACCUGGAUAACAACAAGCUAUCUCGGGUGCCUGCCGGCCUUCCUGACCUCAAGCUCCUGCAGGUGGUCUAUCUUCACUCCAACAACAUCACCAAGGUGGGCGUUAAUGACUUCUGCCCCAUGGGCUUCGGAGUCAAGAGGGCCUACUACAACGGCAUCAGUCUCUUCAACAACCCUGUGCCCUACUGGGAGGUGCAGCCAGCCACUUUCCGCUGCGUCACUGACCGCCUAGCUAUCCAGUUUGGAAACUACAAGAAGUAGAGGCAGUAGUAGCUACUAUGGUGGCCGUGGUAGGGGUGUCUGACAAACACAGGCAGGUGUCCCAGAGGGGGAGGUGAAGGAAGGAAGCAAAGUCCCCUACCUUUGUUCCCCAAUGCUAACUCACUGCCCCGUCACAGCCUCUCCCUGGUUCCCAAGUGUGUACAUGGGCAAAAGACCUGGCCCCAUCGCCUGCUUCUCUCAGUUUCUGAGAUGCUCUACCAUCCCCCUAUGGUCACUCAGAGGCUCCCCUUUAAAACAUUCUUUUGGUUCACUCUGAAACCCAGAUGUCUGAGGCUAUGGGUCUGCAGGUCAAGAGGGGUUAGCAAGGGUGGAAACAGCACACUGCUCCAGCUGUUGCCCACCCAGGCACAUGUUCCUCCCCAUCCUCAUCCACAGUAGUGUCUAGCUUUCUUGGGCCCUGCCUCUUGCCCCUGGCCUCCGGUGUUCCAUUUGUAACAAAUUCACUA
Messenger RNA from Nannospalax galili (Upper Galilee mountains blind mole rat), 1749 nucleotides. It is a transcript of the gene Bgn, whose product is annotated as biglycan. The record is from RefSeq and is a predicted model, not a curated record. NCBI's taxonomy places the organism in Eukaryota, Metazoa, Chordata, Mammalia, Rodentia, Spalacidae. Gene Ontology annotation, molecular function: protein binding. Bases 173 to 1282 code for a protein of 369 amino acids. The transcript has 8 exons.